Molecule: messenger RNA, 672 nt
Organism: Trichobilharzia szidati
Lineage: Eukaryota; Metazoa; Platyhelminthes; Trematoda; Strigeidida; Schistosomatidae
Source: the annotation of a GenBank genome assembly
AUGGAGGGUCUCAUGGUUUUCAUAUUUUCUAAAUUACAGGUAACCUAUCUGUGUGAACGUUUGUUCUGUUGUUUUCGUCGUUCUUCCGAUGAUGAUGAUUCACAUAUUCGAUAUGAAUCAUAUUCACAGAAUCGUGGUCCAAGUUCUGUAGACCCAGAAACACGUAGACAAUUGCAAGCAGAAGCUGCUGAACGCCGACUAGCUGAAAGUUCAACACGAGGAAUUGCAGAUCCUGAAAGUGUAAGGCGAAAACAGGAACGGGCUGAAGAAAUAGAAAAAAUGCAGUAUGCUUCAGGGAAAUCAGAUAAUAAACUACAGUGGAAUGUUAAUUAACUGAUCUGUUCAUUUUAAUAUAAAUUUAUUCUACCAGAGAUCCGAGGCAUUUGUCUGAAAAUGAAUUAUAAGUAACUAACUCUGAUAAUUCUCAAGUCGUGUAUCCUACUUGUUCUUUUCUCCUUGACGCGGUAUAUUUUUCAUUGCGCGGGUGUGUGUUUGUGUGUUAAGAUGAUGCUUCCUUUUGGAGGUGUGGACACCAAUGAAAUUUUUUAUAAACUCCAUUACUCUUUACUCCAACAAAUAUCAGUUUCUUCUAUUGAACAUUGAAAUUUUCAAUGAUGGCGCUUUUUGCUUGUUUAAUUCAAAUAAAUAUUAUCUUAUCCUCCUCCGCACAAA